AUGGCUGCUAGACCGACUGUUAACGUUAGGGGUCUCGACGGUGCCGCCUCCGGCUCGCUCCCCCUCCCCGCCGUCUUCACGGCCCCCAUCCGCCCUGAUGUCGUUCAGGCUGUUCACACCAACGUGAACAAGAACAAGCGCCAGCCCUACGCCGUCUCCGAGAAGGCCGGUCACCAGACCUCGGCCGAGUCGUGGGGUACCGGUCGUGCCGUUGCCCGUAUCCCCCGUGUCGGCGGUGGUGGUACGCACCGCUCCGGCCAGGCCGCUUUCGGUAACAUGGUCCGCGGUGGUCACAUGUUCGCCCCGACCAAGCUGUGGCGCCGCUGGCAGAUCAAGACCAACCUGAACCAGAAGCGCUACGCUACUGCUUCGGCCCUGGCUGCUACCGCCGUCCCCUCGCUCGUCCUUGCCCGCGGCCACCGCGUCGAGGAGCUCGAGGAGAUCCCUCUUGUCGUCGCCGACGCCGCCGAGAGCCUCAAGAAGACCAAGGAGGCCGUCGCUCUCCUCAAGUCGGUUGGCGCCUACGCUGACGUCGUCAAGGUUUCGAACUCGCGCCAGCUCCGCGCUGGUGUCGGCAAGAUCCGCAACCGCCGCCACACGCAGCGCCGCGGCCCCCUGGUCAUCUACGGCCAGGACAACGGCAUCGUCAACGCGUUCCGCAACCUGCCCGGCGUCGAGGUGUGCUCGGUUGACCGCCUCAACAUCCUCCAGCUUGCCCCCGGUGGUCACCUCGGCCGCUUCGUCAUCUUCACCGAGUCGGCCUUUGGCCGCCUCGACGAGGUCUUCGCCUCCAAGACUGGCUUCACCCUGCCCGCCGCCAAGGUCUCGAACCCCGACGUUGCCCGCAUCAUCAACUCGGGCGAGAUCCAGUCGGUCUGCCGCGAGAAGGGCCCCAGCAAGAGCAAGAGGCCCUUCACCCAGCGCAAGAACCCGCUGCGCAACCGCGCCGUCCUCUUCCGCCUCAACCCCUACGCCCAGGCGGCCAUCCGCUCCGAGAUCCGAUCCCAGUCGGUCAAGAAGUCGGCCAAGAAGGAGCCCAAGCAGGUCGCCUCGAAGGAGUUCCUCGACCUCCUCUUCGCUCCCUAA
Pseudozyma flocculosa PF-1 is the source of this 1086-nucleotide messenger RNA. RefSeq lists its product as uncharacterized. The record is from RefSeq and is a predicted model, not a curated record. Gene Ontology annotation, cellular component: ribosome; cytosolic large ribosomal subunit. NCBI's taxonomy places the organism in Eukaryota, Fungi, Basidiomycota, Ustilaginomycetes, Ustilaginales, Ustilaginaceae. The coding region runs from base 1 to 1086 and encodes 361 amino acids. The transcript has 3 exons. Gene Ontology annotation, biological process: translation. Gene Ontology annotation, molecular function: structural constituent of ribosome; RNA binding.